Mercenaria mercenaria is the source of this 5904-nucleotide messenger RNA. RefSeq lists its product as uncharacterized. Bases 143 to 1726 code for a protein of 527 amino acids. NCBI's taxonomy places the organism in Eukaryota, Metazoa, Mollusca, Bivalvia, Venerida, Veneridae. The transcript is spliced from 2 exons. The record is from RefSeq and is a predicted model, not a curated record.
AUCCAGGGAAGAGAGUUCUGGAACAUGUGAGAUCGUUUCUUUGUUAAUAGUGUGUGAAACAAGCACACUGCGCCAAGAAAAUGUAACCGAAUAUGAUCGGUUUUGCUCCGACAUAAUUUCAGCAGCACUGAAAUCAUUUAACAUGGAAAUAGAUGCUGACAAUGUCAUCAUAAAUCCGAAAGAGUACGUUCUUGGCAGCAAGAUCUCUGACAUUCUGGAAAAAAGAGUCAUGCAAUGCUUUCUUUGCGUGAGAACACAAUUACAGGAUUUAAUCAGACUCAGUUACAGACAUGUUUCCGCAGACUCGAUAGAUAUUCUAUAUUCGGAGCAACUAAUAACCUCAAUACAGGGAUUUCUGAAAAAUGGAUUAGGCUUUGUAGAUAUACUAGAGACCAGAAAAGAUGAACCUUUCAUAGACACGGUACUAGGCAAUUUAAUUCAAGUUAUUCGAUGUGCUCUUAUAGCUCCAUUGUCUGCAAAAUACGGUUUAUCGGAAGAUGCAUGCAAUCGCUUAGCUCAUGAAUUCAACUUCGAAAGCAGGCUGAUCAAAAGUGUCUCAAAAACCACACGCUACCAUCUGUCGGAGCUAGAAAAGCCUUGUGAAGAAAUGUUUAAAGCUACAAAACUUGGUAACAAAUCGCACCACUUUCCUGGCAGAAGUUUCGUAUUUAUUGCAUAUCCAUUGCGUAAAGAUAUCCAGGCUGUCCUCAGGGAGUUUGAAAGAGUUAUAUAUUGCGCUGGGCGUAUUGCAUCUACGAUGAAGAAGAUGUUGUACGAGAUCAGCGGAUAUCUCUACCGCUCUGUCAUUAAAGAAGAAGCCGAUAUGAAAAAAAUGCAAGUUGCUAUACCAGCAUUACUACGGGAAAGCAUUAUGGCAAUUGAUGGUGUAUUUGGUAUAGGAACUAUCUAUGGGCAACUAGAAGUUCAUCUUAAGAAUAUGGAACAUGAGAGGGAAGCAGUAGUUCAGAGAAAGGUUUGUGAAAUGAUUAAUAAUUUCAAAUUCACCCAGCCAUACCGAGUGGUCAGAGUUUUGCAAGAGCCGGAGAAGUUUUGCUUCGAGACUGGAUAUCAUAUUGAAUAUCUAAGAGAUGUGGCAUUUCAUCUUUCGGGUACUUUGGGUGGUUUCGUCUAUGAUGGCGAUGGUAAUCUAUACGGGCUGACUUGUGCUCAUGCGCAACAAUAUGUCUUAAUUAAAAAUGGUAUAUUUCCAAAUGAUGACAACCGUUCUUUGAUUGACAUCGCUGCAGUAAAAGUAUUAGGGAACAUUCAACAGCGAUGCAGUAUUAACCUCAAAGAUGAAGACGGAAAGAAGAAGCCCACAGAGUUGUGUAAGCCCACAGAGCUAUACACAAAAGCGCCAAAUGAAAUUGUUACAGAACAGGCAUACAAAUAUGGAGCUGGUUCAAAUCUUACAAAAGGCAUCAUAUGCUCGGCCGACUUCACCAUCCGUCUUGGUAGAGCUGAGAGCGAUCACCUUGUUCUGAUAGAUUGUCUUCCUGGAAGUGAUGACGGCCCAUAUGCUACAGAAGGGGACAGUGGCUCUAUUACCUGCAUUACUGAUGUAGGUAAACAUGCUGUCAAAAUAAAAGCAGUCUCAAUGUUAUGCCAUGGACGAUAUUUAAUAGAUGACAGUGAAUUAUGUGUCACAUUUUUGUUGCGUAAAGGGUUAGAGAAAUUGCAAAAGUCAGCCGGUGUAGAACUGAUACUGCCAGCAGAUAAGAGCUAGUGACUAAGUGACUUUCAAUUAGGAAAUGUAGCUUAGGAACAUGACAUUUUCUGUUACAUUUCAGCUCACCUGAAGGGUGAGCUGUUAAAACAGAUCGAUGUUCAGGCGAUCGAAUGUCAUUGUCCGUCUACAGAUUUUCUUCUGAAACUGUCAGUUGAAGUGUCACAAAUUUUGGUCUGUAUUUGUGCAAAUGGUUCCACUGGAAGCGUUUAAGGCACUUCCAGAGCUACCAAUAUGAAGACUUUCAGACAACUUUUUUCCACCAAUAAACUGAUGGGUCUUUUCCAAACUUGGCCUGUAUCAUCCUUGUAUGAUUCUUAUUUCGAUUUUAAUCAAGUUUUUCUGCUUGAGUCCUUUUACGUUUCACCAGAGCUUAAGGUAGUUCUGCACGUUAGGAUCGAAAUUUAUUUUACAAUGUAGAAUUUGAUUAAACUCUGAUUUUUCAAAACUAAAUAAAAACUAUAUAUGAAAAUUCAGCAAAUAAAAAAGAUCGGGUCGUGUGCUUGAUAUUUUGCUAGACUGAUUUGAAAAAUUUCGACCUCACGCAAGUUUUCAUAAUGGGAGUCUAUGGGAAAAACGCAAUUUUCAAAACACUUUCGCGAAUAAAAAUAUUUCUACAAUGUAGAUUUUAAUGAAACUUCUCACAGUCGUAAAUAAACAUAUGGCUUAUAAUAUGAUGAAAUAAAAUGUAUAGGUCCGUGUGCUUAUUUUCGAGAUAUUUGUCUACGAUUAGAGUGAACCGCCUAUUUAAAGCUAAUUUUAAGACAUUAUUUUGAAUCAUUUAACGUGCAAGAUGUUUUAAUAUCAUAUUUUAACUUUAGAAAGAAAGUAACAAAACUCCAACUGAGACGUCCUUGUAUGGACCUGUUUGAGGUAUUUAUAAAUGCUUGCACACCAAUUACUUCCUUUUAGGGGCAUCCCGAGCUAAAAAGUAUCGCCCUUUAAGCAACGUCUGAUGAACCACUUGAUGUCUGUUGUAUCCUUGAUUGGACCAUGUUCAGGUUUAUUCUUGUAGUAAUGAACUUCUCGGUGGAUCUACGAAGAACUUGGUCUGUAACAUUCUUGCAUGAACUUCUUUUGAGUUUAUUUAAAUUAUUUCACUUCACCCCAUUUAGGGACUGCAAGAGCUUUAAAUAGACAAAAAACCUUUAAACAGCCUCUGUUCAUCAACAAUUCGAUGGAUCUUCCCCGAACUUAGCAUGUAGCACCCUUGGUUAAACCUCUCCUAAGUUUGUUCCACGAAUACCCAUAACUGCAUUUUAGGGCGUCCAGGGAAAAGAAGAAAGCAUAUUAGAUAAACGGAUGUUCGCCAAACUUGGUUAGAAAAAAUGUCAAAGGAACAAAGUAUUCCUAAGGUGAGCGGCUUAGGCUCGUUAAGGAAUAUAUGGAAAUGAUUCUGCUUUUUACAUAUGAAAUUAAAUCCUUAACUUGGCUAUGUUAUCCAUAACAUAUACACAAAUAUGGAUCCGAAAUUUUGAUACUCUGUUAUGUAUGGUGUUCUGAAAUAACAAGUCAACGAUAGACAUUUUAUAAAAGUAUUUCAUUUUGUUGUCCGUGCAAUUUCUGUCGCUUACAUGUCAGCAAGAAAAAAACAACAAAAGAAAACAACAUAAAAUAAAACAGGUGGAAGCUUUUGACACGUUGGCAGGUUUUAAAGCACCAUAAUUAAGUGAAGUCACUCAAUAUACAUUUAGCGUGAAAAUGAUAAAAAUCUUUUUCUUCUAUAUAACCCUCCGCUGUAACACCUUGGCCUUUUUAAUAUUGUUUUGCUUGUGUUGUGUUGUAUUGUGUUGUGUUUUACUAUAGUGUAGUGUAUUGUAUCACAUGGAAAUGUUGGUUGGAAAUUUUAACUGUAUUAAAUAAAUGUAUAAUUAUCAAGUGAAUGUAUUUCAUUGUAAUUAUAUUCGUUUGAUCUAAUAAUUGUGUCAAUGUAUAUAGAUGUGAUGUUUAAAACCGCUUUAAACUAAGUCAUAGUGUAAGCUGAAAAGAGGUACAUGUAUUUUAACCAAAAAAAAGUUUUAUUUCUUAAAUGACAAAAAGACGAAGAGAAGUUUAAGAAAACAUGUAAUGACGCCACCAAUCGCAUAUCGUAGGACACUUUUUGUUGUUGAAAUUUUCUUAAAUUUCGAUUUGUUUACUACAAUUUUUUUUCAAAUGCCGUUUCAUAGUCACUAGAAGUAGUUGCAUCAUCGUUACAUUUUAAGUCCAUAUAAUUACAAUUUCAAUGGAAAAAUCAGAAGUUUUCUAGUUGAAGCUUGUAUGUAUAUUAUAUUAACAAAACAAUACUUGACAGAUUUUACGGUUGUACCAGAACAAGUAUUGACACAUUUUAAUUCAGUCAUUGAUUGUUCAUCUCUCGAUGUUUAAAUGCUUUUAUUCUAGUCAUGUCUUAUUAGCCCUAAAUCUGUAAUGUAUCAUAUAUUUAAGAUAUAGAAGAAACAUAUGAAAUUUCAUCUCAAUUGUCAGAAAUAUUCCACUCAGGCUAAUAAUUUGUUUCAAUUUUAGUGUCAGUAUUACAUAAUUUACAUAGAAAUGGAGUUAGCCUUGUAAUUCUCCUGUUGUUUGAAUAAUUUUGUUGCAAAACAUUAUACAAUAAUUUGUAAAUAUUUUUUGUGUCAUUGUAUUUCUUUCAAAACAGUUUCAAAUGUUUCAACAUAUGUUAUUACUUUUGCCUGAUAUAUUGUUUGAUUGUUAAUGUCAUAACUAUGGUAACAACAUUUAGGAAAAGAUCCUUUUGAAGCAUAUAUCGCAACCAAGUAACAUAAUUGGAGACUCUGUUGGAUCGUGGUAUUGAAAUGAAAUGUGCAGCACCCAUCACGCCUCUUGUCACCGGCUUGAAAUCUAUUACAGUAAAAAUGAAGGUUCUCCCAGAAAAUAAAUCAACACUGAAAAAAUUUAUCACACUUCAGAGCCUAAAAACGUUAGCGUUUAUACAUUUGCUACUACUACAUAUAUAAUGAUUUUGAACAAGUCUUUUUCUCAGUCUUAGGCAUCAUGUUACCAUAUUAAUUGUUUCUUUGAUUUUUUUAUGCCCCCGAAGGUGGGCAUAUUAAAAUCGCACUGUCCGUCCGUCCAUCCUUGCGUCCGUGUGUGCGUCCGGUAAAUUCUUGUUCGGGUUGUAACUCUUCCAUUCAUAAAGGGAUUUUGAAAUAACUUGGCAUAAAUGUUCACCAUAAUGAGACGACGUGUCAUGCCCAAGACCCAGACAGCUAGCUCCAAGGUCAAGGUCACACUUAGAGGUCAAAGGUUAACAUGGUCUGUUUCGUGUCCCGUCUAUAACUCUGCCAUCCAUGAAGGGAUUUUGAGAAAACUUGGCAUAAAUGUUUACCAUAAUGAGAUGACGUGUCAUGAGCAAGACCCAGACCCUAGCUCCAAGAUCAAGGUCACACUUAGAAGUCCAAGGUUAACAGGGUUUGUUUUGUACCCGGUCCAUAACUCUGCCAUUCAUUAAGGGAUUUUGAAAUUACUUGGCAUAAAUGUUCCUCAUAAUGAGACGAUGUGUCAUGAGCAAGACCCAGACCCCUAGCUCAAAGGUCAAGGGCACACUUAGAGGUCAAAGGUUAUCAUAGUCUGUUUCUUCUCCAGUCCAUAACUCUGUCAUUAAUGAAGGGAUUUUGAAAUUACUUGGCAUAAAUUUUCCCUAUAAUGAGAUGAGAUGUCAGUCGCAAAACCCAGACCCCUAGAUUCAAGGUCAAGGUCACACUUAGAAGUCAAAGGUGUUUCUUGUCUGGUUCAUAACUCUGCCAUUUUUCAAGCGAUUUGAAAAUAAUUCCAUACAAAUGUUCACCAUAUUGAGAUGUGUCACGCUUAUGACCAGGCCUCUUAGGUCAAGAUCAAAGUCACAAAAUGAUACUAGUAUGUGAUUUUUGCGCAUACAUCUGUGGCAUUCUUGGUACUACUUCGGGGGCAUUUGUCACCAGUAGUGACAGCUCUUGUGGUUUUUUUGUGAUUUUUUUAAUUUUUGUGGCAGGUGAAUAAACGUCACAGAUCAUUUUUGCAAUUAAAGAAUGAUAUAUAGAUACUAUAUAUAGCCAUAUAUAGAUACUAUAUAUAGCCAUAUUGUCCGGAUCAUCUCUGCCUAUUUAUUAUUUUGGUUUCGGUUUUGUUAGAUUGUUACUCAAGUGUUUUGUUAAAAUAAAGUAAUGUGUACAUAAAAUGAGUAGAAUAAAGGUUUGUAA